Sinocyclocheilus rhinocerous is the source of this 2434-nucleotide messenger RNA. Its product is annotated as transmembrane and coiled-coil domains protein 2. Gene Ontology annotation, cellular component: endomembrane system. Lineage: Eukaryota; Metazoa; Chordata; Actinopteri; Cypriniformes; Cyprinidae. Gene Ontology annotation, biological process: amyloid precursor protein metabolic process. The transcript is spliced from 5 exons. The record is from RefSeq and is a predicted model, not a curated record. Bases 1028 to 2419 code for a protein of 463 amino acids.
AAAAAUACAAAUGUUAACUUUUACUGUAUCGCAAUUUAUUAGAUGGCACUAAACUACCAUGUUAACUAUUAGCUAGAUUUAGGAAACUAUGACUACAUAGAUAUUCAACUAUUAGUCACCAUUUUUAAGGCUAGUUGCUUAGGUAACGUCGUCGGUUGUAAAGGAGGCGGAGCCAGUUCUAAAUUCGAAGUUUGUCUUUAGAAAAACAAUUGUUCACAAUCAGACCAGGAACAUUCAAUAAAUAAAUUAAUUCAAUACAUUUUGAAAUUUCAUGGUGACUUUUGCGUAUUUCAAACUUUUAUUUUUGCAUUAAGUGCAUUUCUGUUUCCCAUUAGUUUACAGAUGCACACUGAGGGGCGAAUCAACCUUAUUUUUGUGUUGUAAUCGACCGAACGCCACAGAUGCCUAUUGUGUUAUUUACCCUGAAAUAUUCCUUUAAAUAAGAAAACUCACCUCAGAUGCGCGUCACACGCGUGAACGUAGCAGGUACUGUUCUUCAACAUAAUAGUGACCCAGUUGUUAAGAAGUGUGUUGCUAUGAGACUGACGCGCACACACACGCAUACCCCUUAAAAAUGUGUUUAUCACUGUGAAAACACACACCUACACACUCCCCAAUUGUACUCUCAUUAACACACAAUGAAAAGAAACACACACACACAGAUUAAUCUCAGAGUGUGUGUGCCUGUACAUGCUGCAGUGUGUGUGUGUGUGUGUGUGUGUGUGUGACGCAUGCUCCGCUGAACUCCCCUCCCCCUCUGUUCAUCUGCUCUGCAGCCGCGUCGAAACACUCAGACAAACACACUACUGGAGAGACGAGAAAGAAACGUGAGACAAAGAUGAGAGACACGAAACCGCAGCCGAUAUUGACUCUAGCAUGAACCAUGACAGACUGGAGCGAGAGAUAGACAGCUAGAGGAGAGGGGUGGGGUGAACGCAGACAGACAGAGAGAGAGAGAGACAGACAGGAGGGAUAUGGCCCUCUUACACGUCUCUGCAGUCAAGCUGCAUGCCCUGGACUGAAGACCAUGCUGGAUAAAAGCGAAGUGUCUACUCUCAGUCUACCACCCUCCGUGAGCCAUGGCGGGUCAGACGGGAACAUCAGCGUGGAGGCAGGGUUAGACGGGGCAGGCGGCGAGGUCCAGAGAACACGAGCGGCGCUGGAACACCUGCAGCAGAAGAUCCUGAAGAUCACCGAACAGAUCCGCGUGGAACAGGAGGCCCGUGAUGAUAAUGUGGCCGAGUAUCUCAAACUGGCCCAUAAUGCGGACAAACAGCAGGCGUCGCGCAUCAAACACGUGUUUGAGAAGAAGAACCAGAAGUCUGCGCAGACUAUUGCGCACUUGCACAAGAAGCUUGAGCACUACCACAAGAAACUCAAAGAGAUCGAGCAGAAUGGUCCUGCGCGGCAACCCAAAGAUGUCUUGAGGGACAUGCAGCAGGGGCUGAAGGACGUAGGUGCCAAUAUGCGAGCGGGAAUCAGUGGUUUUGGAGGGGGCGUGGUGAAAGAAGUCAAGGGCGGAGUCUCUGCACUCACGCACACCGCCGUCGUCUCAAAACCCCGAGAGUUCGCUAGUCUCAUCCGCAACAAGUUCGGCAGCGCCGACAACAUCGCCCACCUGAAGGACACUCUGGAGGAUGGGCACACGGAGGAGACGCCCAGAGCUCUGAGUGGCAGCGCCACGCUGGUCUCCAGCCCCAAAUACGGCAGCGACGACGAGUGCUCCAGCGCAACUUCCGGGUCAGCAGGUGGUAGCAACUCCGGCGGGGCGGGAGCAGCAAUGGGCAGCCCGCGACUGGACGGACAUCACCACCACCAUCAUCACCACCACUCCUCGUCUUCCUCUUGGGAUACAAUGCUGGAAGGCCUGCAGGAGAUCAAAGUCAGUCAGGUGCAUAUGGAGGACGCCAUCGAGGACAUGAAAGCGCAGCUGCAAAGCGACUACAGCUACAUGACCCAGUGCUUGCAGGAGGAGCGAUACAGGUACGAGCGUCUGGAAGAGCAACUCAAUGACUUGACGGAACUCCAUCAGAACGAGAUGAGCAAUCUGAAGCAGGAGCUGGCCAGCAUGGAGGAGAAGGUGGCGUACCAGUCGUACGAGAGAGCGCGAGACAUCCAGGAAGCAGUAGAGUCCUGCCUCACCCGCAUUACCAAACUGGAGCUGCAGCAGCAACAGCAGCAGGUGGUGCAGCUGGAGGGCGUGGAGAACGCGAAUGCCCGAGCUCUGCUGGGAAAACUCAUCAACGUCAUCCUGGCCCUGAUGGCGGUACUGCUGGUGUUCGUCUCCACCAUGGCCAACUUCAUCACGCCCCUCAUGAAGACGCGCGCCCGGGUUGGCGCCACCCUCGCCCUUGCGCUCUUCCUGGUCACACUGUGGAAACACUGGGAUUGGCUUGAGCUCUGCCUGUUGCCCAGCUGAAGAACGUGAACAAAA